This is a messenger RNA of Budorcas taxicolor (takin), 1362 nucleotides long. It is a transcript of the gene KRT15, whose product is annotated as keratin 15. The transcript is spliced from 8 exons. Bases 1 to 1362 code for a protein of 453 amino acids. NCBI's taxonomy places the organism in Eukaryota, Metazoa, Chordata, Mammalia, Artiodactyla, Bovidae. Gene Ontology annotation, molecular function: structural molecule activity. The record is from RefSeq and is a predicted model, not a curated record.
AUGGCCACCACGCUUUUGCAGACUUCUUCCUCCACUUUUGGGGGUGGCUCUACACGAGGGGGUUCCCUUCUGGCUGGGGGAGGAGGCUUUGGUGGGGGGAGUCUCUAUGGGGGUGGUGGGAGCCGCACUAUCUCAGCUUCUUCUGCCAGGUUUGUCUCCUCGGGGUCAGCAGGGGGCUAUGGGGGUGGCUUUGGUGGAGGGGCCGGUAGUGGUUAUGGGGGUGGCUUCGGAGGUGGCUUUGGUGGGGGUUUUGGCAGUGGCUUUGGUGACUUCGGUGGUGGAGAUGGCGGCCUCCUCUCUGGCAACGAGAAGAUCACCAUGCAGAAUCUCAACGACCGCUUGGCCUCCUACCUGGAGAAGGUGCGUGCCCUGGAGGAGGCCAACGCCGACCUGGAGGUGAAGAUCCGAGACUGGUACCAGAGACAGAGCCCGACCAGCCCGGAGCGUGACUACAGCCCCUACUUCAAGACCACUGAUGAACUCCGUGACAAGAUCCUGGCGGCUGCCAUCGACAACUCUCGGGUCAUUCUGGAGAUUGACAAUGCCAGGCUGGCUGCAGACGACUUCAGACUCAAGUAUGAGAACGAGAUGGCCCUGCGCCAGAGCGUGGAGGCCGACAUCAACGGCCUGCGCAGGGUGCUGGAUGAGCUAACCCUGACCAAGACCGAUCUGGAGAUGCAGAUUGAGAGCCUGAACGAGGAGCUGGCCUACCUGAAGAAGAACCACGAGGAGGAGAUGAAGGAGUUCAGCAACCAGCUGGCUGGCCAGGUCAACGUGGAGAUGGACGCAGCACCAGGCGUGGACCUGACCCGCAUACUGUCAGAAAUGAGGGAGCAGUACGAGGCCAUGGCGGAGAAGAACCGCCGGGAUGCCGAGGCCUGGUUCUUCAGCAAGACGGAGGAGCUGAAUAAGGAGGUGGCCUCCAACACAGAGAUGAUCCAGACCAGCAAGUCGGAGAUCACAGACCUGAGACGCACGAUACAGGGGCUGGAGAUCGAGCUGCAAUCCCAGCUCAGCAUGAAAGCCGGGUUGGAGAGCACGCUGGCAGAGACGGAGUGCCGCUACGCCGCGCAGCUGCAGCAGAUUCAGGGCCUCAUCAGCAGCAUCGAGGCCCAGCUGAGCGAGCUCCGCAGUGAGAUGGAGGCGCAGAACCAGGAGUACAAGAUGCUGCUGGACAUCAAGACGCGACUGGAACAGGAGAUUGCCACCUACCGCAGCCUGCUGGAGGGCCAGGAUGCCAGGAUGGCUGGCAUUGGUACCGGAGAAGCCUCCCUGGGAGGUGGCGGUGGCGGCAAGGUCCGCAUCAACGUUGAGGAGUCUGUGGACGGGAAGGUGGUUUCUUCCAGAAAGAGAGAAAUCUAA